Molecule: messenger RNA, 1584 nt
Organism: Thyridium curvatum
Lineage: Eukaryota; Fungi; Ascomycota; Sordariomycetes; Thyridiales; Thyridiaceae
Exons: 6
Coding region: 1-1584 (527 amino acids)
Biological process (GO): removal of superoxide radicals
Cellular component (GO): cytoplasm
Molecular function (GO): thioredoxin-disulfide reductase (NADPH) activity
Source: RefSeq, a predicted model, not a curated record
AUGCAUAACAAGGUUGUGAUUAUCGGCUCCGGGCCCGCCGCCCACACGGCCGCUGUCUACCUGGCCCGCGCCAACCUCAAGCCCGUGCUGUUCGAGGGUAUGAUGGCGAACGGCAUUGCGGCUGGUGGCCAGUUGACCACGACCAGCGAUGUCGAGAACUUCCCUGGUUUCCCCGAUGGAAUCCUCGGCCAGGAGCUGAUGGAUCGCAUGCGCAAGCAGUCAGAGAGGUUCGGCACGGAGAUCAUCACCGACACCGUCAGCAGCCUCGACCUCUCCUCGCGACCCUUCAAGUUCACCACCGAGUGGAGCCCCGAGGAGACCCGCACCGCCGACGCAGUCAUCAUUGCGACCGGUGCGUCGGCCCGGCGACUGGGCCUCCCGGGCGAGGACAAGUACUGGCAGAACGGGAUCUCGGCCUGCGCCGUGUGCGACGGUGCUCUUCCCAUAUUCAGGAACAAGCACCUGGUCGUUAUCGGCGGCGGUGACUCUGCUGCGGAGGAGGCUAUGUUCCUCACCAAGUUUGGAAGCAAGGUCACCGUUCUCGUGCGCAAGGACAAGCUGCGGGCCAGCAGCAUCAUGGCCAAGCGCCUUCUCAGCCACGAGAAGGUCGAGGUCAAGUUCCACACCGUCGGCGUGGAGGUUAAGGGCGACGACAAGGGCCUCAUGAACCAGAUGGUCGUCAAGAAUGUCAACACCGGCAAGGAGGAGACCCUCGAGGCCAAUGGUCUCUUCUACGCCAUCGGCCACGACCCCGCCACCUCUCUUGUCAAGGGCCAGGUUGAGACGGACGAGGCUGGUUACAUUCUCACCAAGCCCGGCACCACGAUCACGAGCGUCGAGGGCUUGUUCGCCGCCGGUGACGUCCAGGACAAGAGGUACAGGCAGGCUAUCACCAGCGCCGGCACCGGAUGCAUGGCUGCCCUGGAAGCUGAACAAUUCCUUUCCGAGCACGAAGAAGCCGCUGCCACUCAGGACCGAAACGCUGGUCUCCGCGGCGCCCAAGUUGACGCCCGUCUUCCUAGUCUCGUUCGGUGGACUGGGCGCGUGACCAAUCCUGGCUCGUUCUCAUGGAAACUCCGCGCAACAAACCCCUCGUUCUUGCUCACUAACAAAGUUUGGGAGCGACAACCAUGCCGGGGCGGAUCCCCGUGGAUUGCAUUUAAACUCAGCCCAAAGGACCAGCCAAAGCCCACCCUUUUCCUCCUCUCACCACUUCAAUCAGCCCAUCUUACCACUCUCCAAAGCCCAAGCUUUGACUCUCUUGCAACACCAAACCUCCUUCGCAACUUGAAAGCAAAUACCGCCAAGAUGGGCCACGGCGAAUACUCGUACAAGAGCUCCGGCACCAACAGAGAGGCAUGUCUCCAUCCUCGCAUUAUUGCUCGCCACAAUCACAACCUGACCAAGCUGGAUGGCUCGUACUACUACUCCAACCCCGAUGGUAGCACCUACCACAACAACGGCGCGGGAGGCUCGACCUACACCUCCCCCAGCGGCGCUUCGUACACCUCCGGCUAUGGAAGCGGUGGGAGCGGUGGUUCCGGGGCCUCCGGCAGCUCUAGCUCCUCCGGGAGCCAGAAGUGA